This is a messenger RNA of Hyphopichia burtonii NRRL Y-1933, 804 nucleotides long. RefSeq names its product S-adenosylmethionine-dependent methyltransferase. Gene Ontology annotation, biological process: peptidyl-lysine dimethylation. Gene Ontology annotation, molecular function: protein-lysine N-methyltransferase activity. The transcript has a single exon. Lineage: Eukaryota; Fungi; Ascomycota; Pichiomycetes; Serinales; Debaryomycetaceae. The coding region runs from base 1 to 804 and encodes 267 amino acids. The record is from RefSeq and is a predicted model, not a curated record.
AUGUCAGACGACGAAAUUAGCAUUGAGGGAAACUUGUUUGAGGAGCCAGAAGGAUUCCGUCCCCCACCACCAGAGGCCCAUUUCACUGAUUAUAAAAGAAUAGAGGGAAAGAGUGAUCCAAGUAGUUUAAAAUUACGAUUAGUUGGGAAAUCACCAUUAUGGGGACAUUUAUUAUGGAAUGCCGGGAUAUUUACUGCCAAUUACUUGGAUGAACAUAGUGAAACAUUGGUUAAGGGGAAAAAAGUAUUGGAAUUAGGAGCAGCAGCAUCAUUACCAUCUAUUGUUUGUGCAAUUAAUGGAGCCUCCAAGGUAGUAUCGACUGAUUAUCCUGAUCCUGAAUUAUUACAAAAUAUUCAAUAUAAUUUUGAUCAUUGUGAAGGAAUACCAAAGGAAACAAAGACUAAAGUGAAGGGAUAUAUUUGGGGACAAGAUGUUAGAUCGAUAAUCAUGGAUGAUAUUGAAGACGAAGAUGAUUUACCAAAUUAUGAAGAUAUUAAAGAAGAAGAUAAGUAUGAUUUGGUUAUAUUAUCUGAUUUAAUUUUCAAUCAUACUGAACAUUUGAAGUUAUUGAAAGCAUGUAGACAAACAUUGAAAAAACUGGGAAAAGGGUUAAUUGUUUUCAGUCCACAUAGAGCCCAUUUAUUACAUGAAGAUUUGAAAUUUUUCCAAACCAGUGAACAAUUUGAGUUUAAAGCGGAACAAAUUGACUUACAAAUAUGGCAACCAAUGUUUAAAGAAGAACCUGAAGAUACUGCUGAAAUUAGAUCUAGAGUAUAUUCAUAUUUUAUAAUUCCUCAAUGGUAA